UGUCACUGUACAACACUCAGGUUCGAGUUCAACUACUAUCACCGAACGCGUGGUGUGUCAUUUUAGCGGAACAUUAAGGGAGAUAAGCGAUAUGUAAAGAUAGCGAUGUAAAACGUGUUAUUGUACACAUGGUUUAACCUUACAGCUAACCGCGAUAGUAUUUCGAGAGGUUAUCCAACCUUGUUGGCAGAAGUAGAUGCGCACAGAACCUUUUCUGAUUGAUGAGCACCCUUUCUGUGAUCUCUUCAGCAAGGUGAUCGACAAAGACGUUGAACAAGGCAAUCAAAUGGAAGAAACAUAUGACGUCAUCAUCAUAGGGGGCGGAGUCGUUGGAUGCGCAUGCGUAUUCGAAUUGACGUCACGCGGCUUUUCAUGUCUACUGUUGGAAAAGAACGAACACCUUGCUGCUGAAGCGAGCUCGGGAAACAGUGGCAUGCUCCACACCGGUUUUGACGCCACUGAGGGACUCGAACUAGAUUGUAUUCAGCGAUGCCAAGCGCGAGUUUUCCCGCUGUUGGACAAACUGGGAGUACCAGUUAAUCAUAUUGGCGCCACUAUGGUGGCAUGGGAUGAACAACAGCUUGAGAGGUUCCCACAAAUAGUGGCCAACUCAAACGCCGCCAAAUGCACGACCAUGCAUGAACUGAGCUGCUCAGAACUGUACAAAAGGGAACCAAACAUCACUUGCGGGGCGCUAGGCGGUCUCUGGAUUCCGGGCGAAGCAGUCACCGACCCGUGGCUGUUUCCGGUCCUGCUCGCUAACGAUGCGCGUAAGAAAGGUGCACGCAUUUUACUUCGAUCACGUGUUUGCAGCGUAGUCAGGAAUACCGAGAUGUGGAUCGUGGAAACCACACGAGGAACAUUCAAUUCAAAAUGCGUUGUGAACUGCGCCGGUCUCUAUGGCGACAUAGUGAACAUUUUGGCGGGAAAAUCGGAAUUUAGAAUCUUACCACGAAAGGGUCAGUACACAGUGUACUCGAAAUCAGCGCAGAACCUGCUGAAUUCAAGCAUACUUCCGGUACCGAGUGACGUCACGAAAGGCGUCAUAGUUUUCCGUUCAGUCUAUGACAACGUAAUCGUCGGGCCGACAGCAGAGAAUGUUGACAGCAGACGACAAGCACCCGUGGAUGAAUCCAUUCGUCUGCGUCUCACAGAGAUUGCCGCCAAAGUGGUGCGAGAACUGCCCUCACAUCCGGUGGUCUCUCUGUACACAGGAGUCAGACCCGCCACUGAUGUGAAGGAUUACAUCAUAUCCGCCGAGACAGACAGAAAAUGGAUAACAGUCGGUGGCAUUCGCUCUACCGGUCUAUCGGGCUCACUCGGUAUCGCUGAAAAGGUGCACAGUCUGGUGAAAACGAGUCUUAACAUUGAACCAGACAGAGGUCAAAGUUUAUUUAUUUCUAAACCGGAUGUGUCGUUUACCAGACAUGGCUCAGCCAUUGUUGAUGGUGUGGAACAUUUUAUAACGCAUCCUUUGACUUUCGCUGGACGAACGGAGUAUGUCGCUAAUUCCAGAAUGUAAAUGACCACUAUAUUAAUAUGUUUUAUUAAUAUCCUAUUAAUUACGUCGUCAGCAGUGUCAUACUAUGACAUUAUUUUUUUAUAUUUCUGGUAUACCUAAUGCUGUUUAGGGGGCUUAACUCUUAACCAUGCACAAUCAGAAGACAUUCAGAAGACGGAGUUUUUUAUUCAUAACUUGCAGUUCUUCCUGUUUAAAAUUUGCUUAAUACACUUGCUUUGUUAAAUAUUGCCCCUAAUGUAUAUGUUGUAUACUUGCGUGAAAUAAACGAUGUUUUCUGUA
Dreissena polymorpha is the source of this 1801-nucleotide messenger RNA. Its product is annotated as glycerol 3-phosphate dehydrogenase-like. The transcript is spliced from 9 exons. Bases 197 to 1522 code for a protein of 441 amino acids. NCBI's taxonomy places the organism in Eukaryota, Metazoa, Mollusca, Bivalvia, Myida, Dreissenidae. The record is from RefSeq and is a predicted model, not a curated record. Gene Ontology annotation, molecular function: oxidoreductase activity.